This is a messenger RNA of Bathycoccus prasinos, 915 nucleotides long. RefSeq lists its product with no specific name. Gene Ontology annotation, molecular function: protein binding. The transcript has a single exon. NCBI's taxonomy places the organism in Eukaryota, Viridiplantae, Chlorophyta, Mamiellophyceae, Mamiellales, Bathycoccaceae. The record is from RefSeq and is a predicted model, not a curated record. The coding region runs from base 1 to 915 and encodes 304 amino acids.
AUGGGGAAAAAGGUAUCUGGAGCGCAGAAGAGGAAGAAGAGGAAAGAGAAAGAAGAGCUCGCUUUGGAAAUGGAGCGGUUGAAGCUUGGACCGACGAAGUUGUGGACCGGGUUGGUGUUGCAUCAUAAGGAUGUGUUUGUCUCGCAUGUGAUUUCGAAAUUGAAUACGACAGAUCGGUUUUUCUUUUCGAGGGUGAAUAGAGAGAGUUUGGAUGUGCUUAAGUAUGCCGGGGUAGACGUAUCAUUAGGGUGGUGUCCACACGAAUGUUCAUCCAUCUCGACGUUGGAAUUGGUGUGGAAUCACUUUCCCUUCGGAUGUGAAGAUGAAGAAGGAAACGUGAGAGAUCAAACCUGGUUUUGCGUGGGAGUUGCUAAAACGAACAAACUCGAGUUUCUCAAGUGGGCGAGAGAAGUGAAACAUUGCGAGUGGGAUGAAUGGUCGAUUAAUCAGGCCGCAUUUAAAGGUAAUCUCGAGAUGUUAAAGUACUGCUUCUCUAAUGAUUGCCCGUAUGAUGAAGAAGCGUCGUGUAAACAAGCUGCUGCAGGAGGACACCUCGACUGUCUUCGAUUUCUUGUCGACAAAGUGGAACCUUCGCGAGAUACGGAAAAAGAAGCGGCACUACAAGCCGCAGCACAUGGUCACUUAGACAUCGUGAAAUAUUUCGUCGAAGAAAGAAAGAUAUCGGAUGAUUUGAAGCCUUACUGCGUGGCAACCGCUGCGAUGCAUGGCCGCCUCGAUUGCCUCAACUACUUAGUCGAAGAGGCGAAAACGCCUCUGAACAACUGGCCAUACAUCGCUACCGCUCGUUACAAAGAGCACACCGACUGCGUAAACUACUUGCUCGAAAAAGGGUGCCCGGAACCAACGGACGAAGAAUACGCUGACUUUGUCGAAGAAAUGAAAGAGCAGCACUAA